AUGACCAAACCACAAUUCCUGAUUGAUCUCGAAAGAGACGGCUAUGUCGUCGUGCCGAAUGUCAUCUCCAAGGAGCAAUGCAAAGAGUUCCAGCAGAAAGCUUGGGAGUGGCUUGAGAGCUUUCCAUAUGGAUUCAAGAGGGAUGACAAGUCCACCUGGACGAACGAGCAUCUACCUUAUAGUACAACAGGUGGAUUGUAUAACAGAUAUAGUGUGAACCACGAAGAUUUCGUAUGGAACAUCCGAACUGAACCAGCUAUCAUCAAGAUAUUCGAACAAAUAUGGGGUACCGAAGAUCUCAUCGCUUCGUUCGACGGUAUGAACGCUUCAUUACCUAUCAACCCGAAAACAGGAAGAAAGGAUAUCAGUACUACCAAAGCUUGGCCUCAUAUCGACCAGAACCCCCGUACCGUCCAGAACUUUGAGCUUUACCAAGGGAUUGCCAAUCUCUCGCCUAAUGGACCCGAAGACGGCGGUCUUUGCGUGUUGAAAGGUUCUCACAAGUUACAUCAAGAAUAUUUCGAUCAUAUAGGUGGAUUCAAGCUCGAUCAAGACGCUGGUGUCAGAGAGAACGGAUACAACUAUAAGAUUGAUGAGAUGGAUUGGUUCAAGGGUAAAGGAUGCGAGGAAGUCAAAGUUUGUGCAGGAGAAGGAGAUUUGAUAUUAUGGGACUCGAGAACUAUCCAUUGGAACGCCAGUCCAACAGGCGAGCAAACUCGAUUCGUGACAUACGUCUGCUAUUGCCCAAAAACCUUGAUGUCGCCUGAAGAACUCGCUGUAAAAGCUCAGAUCUUCAAGGACAGGAAGGGUACCACUCAUUUCCCUUACAUGAACCGUGUCCCAGCCGAGAGACCAGGUUAUUAUAAUGCAUUACCUCGUCGACCCGAUGGACAGCUCGAUCCCGCCAACCGAACUAGACCUAGGAAUGAGCCUGAAGAGACGCCAUUGAUGCUCAAGCUCGCUGGUGUUGUAGUAUAG
Kwoniella botswanensis is the source of this 978-nucleotide messenger RNA. RefSeq lists its product as uncharacterized. NCBI's taxonomy places the organism in Eukaryota, Fungi, Basidiomycota, Tremellomycetes, Tremellales, Cryptococcaceae. The transcript has 6 exons. Bases 1 to 978 code for a protein of 325 amino acids. The record is from RefSeq and is a predicted model, not a curated record.